AUGGCUGCGUCCAUGGAUACAACACCCGUGAAAAUUGUUUUGCCCAAUACAACGUGUAUGCUUUGCCUACAAGAAAACCGAAGGGCUCACUGUUUGGUAAAAGCCAAGGCUACAAAAGAAAACUAUCUCCAUCUAUUACAAACAUUUACUGGAGUUACCAUAGAGAAGGACUUAUUAUGGAAGUGUUAUGUCUGUACAUCAUGCCUAAAUGAAGAAUUCAUCACUGAGAGACUGCAGUGUGAUAUUUUGCCUGCUAUAGAUGAAUCAUUUAAAGAUGUUGCACAGCUUGGGCGAAGUGUUUUAUUCAUCAAAGAUUGUAAGGACCUAUGUGAGAAGGACUGGUUCAGAGAUAUUGCUGCAGAUGUGCACGAUAAAUGCCCAGAACUUUUCCAAGUUUUAUUCACUGCUCUUGGUAACAAAAUUACUGCAGAGUCAAAAAUGGGAACUAUUUCCAUCAUAUAUGGUAUGAUAAUGCACUCUAGGAAUGUGAAGGCUUGUGCAGUGCAGCGUAUACUGACAUCACUGUGUAUAAGAUACCAUGCUGAUAAUUUGGUAACAUUUUGAUAGUAAUUUGUUUUGAGUUAUCUGCAAUUUUCAUAUUCAAUUUUAAAGGGGC
Messenger RNA from Pecten maximus, 616 nucleotides. RefSeq lists its product as uncharacterized. Lineage: Eukaryota; Metazoa; Mollusca; Bivalvia; Pectinida; Pectinidae. The transcript is spliced from 3 exons. The record is from RefSeq and is a predicted model, not a curated record. The coding region runs from base 1 to 564 and encodes 187 amino acids.